Molecule: messenger RNA, 1838 nt
Organism: Notechis scutatus (mainland tiger snake)
Lineage: Eukaryota; Metazoa; Chordata; Lepidosauria; Squamata; Elapidae
Gene: PPP2R3C
Product: protein phosphatase 2 regulatory subunit B''gamma
Biological process (GO): microtubule cytoskeleton organization; cortical cytoskeleton organization; T cell homeostasis
Cellular component (GO): centrosome; spindle
Source: RefSeq, a predicted model, not a curated record
CGUUAUACAGUAGUUCCUUUUUUUCUUUUGCUUAUCUUUACACUGGAGGGAGGAGAAGGAGGAGGAAUUAUAUUUCCCCGGAUGUUGCCGUUAGAGACGACGGUUAGGGCUGGGGGGAGGCGUCGUACUUGACUGAGGCGGGAACAUCACAGACGAUGGACUGGAAGCAGGCGCUGAAAAGCCGGCUGGGCGUCAGUACCGACCCUAAAAGGAGCGACCAAGAAGUGAAGGAUGAAGAGAUGGAGUUGUUUACAAAAUACUACCUGGAAUGGAAAGGAGGAAGAAAAAGUGCCAGUACCUCUUAUGUGAACAUACCACGAUUUUAUUACAGGCUGCCAGCAGAAGAUGAAAUAUUGUUACAAAAAUUAAGAGAAGAAUCUCGAGCAGUCUUUUUGCAGAGAAAAAGUAGAGAAUUGCUAGACAAUGAAGAACUACAGAAUUUGUGGUUUCUUUUGGAUGAACAUCAGACACCACCUAUGAUGGGGGAUGAAGCAAUGAUUAAUUAUGAAAACUUCUUGAAAGUUGGUGAAAAAGCUGGAUCCAAGUGCAAGCAAUUCUUCACAGCUAAAAUUUUUGCUAAAUUACUUCAUAAUGAUCCCUAUGGAAGAAUAUCUAUCAUGCAGUUUUUCAAUUAUGUAAUGAGAAAAGUAUGGCUGUACCAGACAAGAAUAGGUCUCAGUUUAUAUGAUGUGGCUGGACAAGGUUACCUCAGAGAAUCAGAUUUAGAAAAUUAUAUUUUGGAACUCAUUCCUACUUUGCCACAGUUGGAUGGUUUAGAAAAAUCCUUUUAUUCAUUUUAUGUAUGCACUGCUGUCAGAAAAUUUUUCUUCUUUUUAGAUCCUCUCAGAACUGGGAAAAUAAAAAUACAGGAUAUUUUAGCCUGCAGCUUCCUUGAUGACUUAUUAGAGUUACGUGAUGAAGAACUUUCUAAAGAAAGUCAAGAAACAAAUUGGUUUUCUGCUCCUUCUGCUUUGAGGGUUUAUGGCCAAUACUUGAAUCUUGACAAAGAUCACAACGGCAUGCUUAGCAAAGAAGAAUUGUCUCGAUAUGGAACAGGGACAUUAACCAACAUCUUUUUGGAUCGGGUCUUCCAGGAGUGUCUGACCUAUGAUGGAGAAAUGGACUAUAAGACGUACUUGGACUUUGUACUUGCAUUAGAAAACAGAAAGGAACCUGCAGCUUUGCAGUAUAUUUUCAAAUUGCUUGAUAUAGAGAACAAAGGAUACCUGAAUGUCUUUUCCCUUAAUUAUUUUUUUAGGGCUAUUCAAGAACAAAUGAAAAUCCAUGGACAAGAUCCAGUUUCUUUUCAAGAUGUGAAGGAUGAAAUCUUUGAUAUGGUAAAACCUAAGGAUCCUUACAAGAUUUCACUUCAAGAUUUAAUCAAUAGUAGUCAAGGAGACACAGUCACCAGUAUUUUAAUUGAUCUUAAUGGCUUUUGGACUUAUGAAAACAGAGAAGUUCUUGUGGCCAGUGAUAAUGACAGUACAACAGAUCUUCUUGAUACAUGAUUUAACAGUAAUAGAUUGUAUUAUUGGAGAUAUGCCCAACUGAUACAGUGACUGCUUAAGGCUGAAUAGCAAAUUCACUGCACAUUUCACUGAAGAGUCCAUCUAACUCCAGAUGGACAUCUUUUUUAAAAAAAAAAUGAAAUGAACCUCACUUGAAUUUUUUUUAAAAAAAUGCUUACUAAGACCUCUUAUUAAAUGUUAAAAAGAGCUGUUGGUAAAUUAUUGUUUAUUUAAAUCAUUUCUGAACCUAUAGUAGCAAGCCAUACUGCAUUUAAUCAAGUUAUAUCUUUUAGAAAAUUUCUAAAAUAGUUCAGUUUUGUACUGUUGAAU